AUGCCGACCGGAGUACAUGAGCUGUUCAUCGACGGAGUCGAAGACGCAAUUCGAAGCCAAUUGAAAGCGAUACGCAAGGGAUCAGACAAGGCAGCCCUCUUUGCGCAGAAAGUUCGCCCGGCACGGUCGACGGAGAUCUAUUUUCCAGUGGAUGGCGCUUCUCUUACCAAGAAGUCGAAACACGAGCCAGACGCGUCUUUUUGGCAUACAGAUGCACGAUACCCUGGGGUUAUCAUUGAGGUCGCAUAUUCGCAGAAGAAAAAGAGGCUGAGCCGGCUGGCUGAAGAUUAUCUUCUAGACUCUAAUGCUAGUGUGCAAGUCGUUGUUGGCCUGGAUAUUGAAUACGGAAAGAAGGGCUCCCGGAAGGCGACUAUGUCGGUGUGGCGAACCCAGGUGGUCAGUACGGCUAACGGAGACGAACUAAGGGUUGUGCAAGAAGUUGCGGAUGAAGCCUUCCGCGACGACGACGGAAAUCCUACCGAUUAUGAAGGCCUUCAACUCCGGCUCAAAGACUUCGCGUAUGAAGAACUUGCACUCAACGAGAUCGGAGAUGAAGACCUUAAAGUGGGCAUCUCUACUCGGCAGCUCUGUGAAUAUCUUGGUGCAGCGGAGACGAUGGUGAACCGAUCAGAAUCACUUGGUGAGCAUUCGGUCGGUCCUGGAAUCAAGAAAAGGAAGAGAUCGGAAACGCCUCCUGAGGAGAUUAAUUCAAACGACGAAGCAAGUAAAUUCCGCUCCAGGAACGGCUGCCUUACAUGUCGAGCGCGCCGCGUCAAAUGCGACGAGACCCGUCCACUGUGCAAAGCCUGCGGCAAGAAGAACCGCCCUUGCCAGUGGAAAGAGCCAUAUACUAAGUUCAAAGAUUACCGGCCUGACGGACCCACGUCAAGUAGAUCCGCUGCCGGCGGCACCGACAACGAAACCGACACCAAGGAGGACAUGAUGGAUGUUGACGGUAUUGAUGGUGUCGCUGGCAUCGAUAAAAGGGAUGAGGCGGUUCGUGCGAACAGUUCCAGCGAGAAAGGCUUCAGCCGGAACACUGCACCGAAAAGUCGGAAAAACUGUCGGACCGAUGGGGCAUCGGAAGACCAAAAGGAGGCGACAGCGGAUGCAGCUUAUCAGCGCUGUGUUGCCUUGCUCAUCGAGCAACUAAGCGAAGACGCUGUUAGCCACGACGAGACUCUUCUGUGCGCCGUUGUCGUACUGCGCUUCUAUGAGCAACUGAACACCUUGUCCAGCACUGGUUCAGAUGAUGAACAGCAUCUCACAGGCUACUCGGCCAUCAUUCGAUCCUCUCGGGGAAACCGCUAUGUAGAUCCAUCAGCACCCACCUUCCGCGAAGCCGUCUUCUGGGUCUACGUACGCCAGUGCCUCUACAAUGCUACUAUCAACCAGCAGCCGCCUGAUAUCGACUUCUCGUUGCAACUGCACCCGACCCCGGGCGAGAUGCGAGAUGCGCACCCAUUGGCUCGAUUAAGGUUAGAGACAGCUUGGGCCAAUCAAAUGACAUGGAAUCUUGCAUGCGUCGUGAACUUCUGCUUCGAUGGUAGGGAACCCCAAAACGAGAAAGCUCACAAGAUGCGACGCUGGCAGGAGCUGUGGGACCUUGUUCAGACGUGGAUGCAUGAAAGACCGGACACCUUUAAUGCGGUUUUCGAAGGUUUAGCUAGCGGCCAAGGCUCCUUCCCCAGGAUUCUGUUUACGGCCGACUGGCAUACUGUAUCGUUUGGGUUUUACCACUUUGCGCAUAUUAUGCUGCUACGUUAUAAACCAGGCCCGAAGUUUGCGAUUCGCAAUGUCGAGAACCUUUCUGAUACAGAUCAUCAAAUCCUAUCGCACGCACGCGCCAUUUGCGGGGCGAGCAACAGCUCACCGGAGACUGUGCCAUUGGCGAUUACCGUCUGCCAUACCAUCUUCAUCUGGGGACCGCUCGUAUGCAAUUCUGGAGAGAGGGACCAAGUGGUACAGAUCCUGAGCAAUUUCGAAAAACAUCACGUCUGGCCAACAACAUGGAUCAUCAACGCACUGAAAGCUGAAUGGGGCAUCCCUACUUCCUCAAACUCUCCAACAUAG
Molecule: messenger RNA, 2073 nt
Organism: Alternaria atra
Lineage: Eukaryota; Fungi; Ascomycota; Dothideomycetes; Pleosporales; Pleosporaceae
Exons: 9
Coding region: 1-2073 (690 amino acids)
Biological process (GO): positive regulation of transcription by RNA polymerase II
Cellular component (GO): nucleus
Molecular function (GO): DNA-binding transcription factor activity, RNA polymerase II-specific; transcription cis-regulatory region binding; zinc ion binding
Source: RefSeq, a predicted model, not a curated record